Saitoella complicata NRRL Y-17804 is the source of this 2133-nucleotide messenger RNA. Its product is annotated as heat shock protein 70. Gene Ontology annotation, cellular component: nucleus; cytosol. The transcript is spliced from 2 exons. The record is from RefSeq and is a predicted model, not a curated record. Gene Ontology annotation, biological process: protein folding. Gene Ontology annotation, molecular function: ATP binding; ATP-dependent protein folding chaperone. Bases 47 to 2062 code for a protein of 671 amino acids. NCBI's taxonomy places the organism in Eukaryota, Fungi, Ascomycota, Saitoellomycetes, Saitoellales, Saitoellaceae.
GCGUUGACGGCCAAAAGCAAAACCAUUUCGUACAACACGAACAAAUAUGUCUGUCGUCGGAAUUGAUUUGGGUAACUUGAGCACCGUCGUCGCCGUCGCUCGUCGCGGUGGUAUCGACAUCCUCGUCAACGAGGUCUCCAACCGUGCCACUCCCACCCUUAUCGCCUUCGGUCCUAAACAGCGAUACAUCGGCGAAUCUGCGAAGACGAAUGAGAUCUCCAACUACAAGAACACUGUUGGCUCUCUGAAACGAUUGGUCGGACGUAACUACAACGACCCUGAUGUGUUGGAGGUUGAGCAGCAGUACGUUGGUGCUCCCCUCGUUGAGGUCGAUGGUCAGGUCGGUGUUAAGGUCCAGUACCUCGGUGAGGAGAAGACUUUUACCGCUUCCCAGCUUUUGGCUGGUUACCUUUCCAAGAUCAAGCAGACUGCUUCUGCUGAGUUGAAGACUGCCGUUUCUGACGUCGUCAUCACCGUUCCUGCUUGGUACACCGACAUUCAGCGCCGUGGUGUCCUCGAUGCUGCUGAGAUUGCUGGAUUGAACACCCUCCGUAUCAUCAACGACACUACCGCCGCCGCUCUCGGAUACGGUAUCAUCAAGACUGACCUCCCUGAGGACGAGCCCCGCCGUGUCGCCAUCGUCGACGUUGGUCACUCCGACUACUCCGUCUCCAUCUGCGAGUUCAAGAAGGGUCAGCUCGUCGUCAAGGCUACCGCCUACGACCGUCACUUCGGUGGUCGCGACUUCGACAAGGUCCUCGUCGACCACUUCGCUGAGGAGUUCAAGUCCAAGUACAAGGGUCAGGUUGAUGUAAAGUCUAACCCUAAGGCUUUGGUCCGUUUGACCUCUGCUGUUGAGAAGUUGAAGAAGGUUUUGUCUGCUAACUCUGUUGCUCCUUUGAACGUUGAGUCUAUCAUGAACGAUGUCGAUGUUUCUAGUCAGCUUAAGCGUGAGGAGUUGGAGGCGUUGAUGAAGCCUCUUCUUGCGCGCUCUACUGCCCCUAUUGAGAAGGCUUUGUCCAUCGCUGGUCUUACCAAGGAGGACAUUGACUCCGUUGAGGUUAUCGGUGGAUGCACCCGUGUCCCUGCCUUGAAGGAGGCUAUCCAGUCCUACUUCGGCAAGCCCCUCUCUUUCACUCUCAACGCUGACGAGGGUGUCGCCCGUGGUGCUGCUUUCGCUUGCGCUAUCCUUUCCCCCACUACCCGUGUUCGUGACUUCCAGGUCCACGACGUCACCGCCUACCCCAUCAAGUUCACCUGGGAGACCGCUGCCGACAUCCCCGAUGAGGAGACCGAGCUCGAGGUUUUCGGCCAGAACAACGCCGUUCCCUCUACCAAGAUCCUCACUUUCUACCGCAAGGCCGACUUCGACAUCGAGGCUUCCUAUGCUCAGCCUGAGCUCCUUCCCGGCCAGAUCAACCCCUGGAUCGGCAAGUACUCCAUCAAGGGCGUCACCCCCAACGCCCAGGACGACUUCUCCAUGGUCAAGGUUAAGGCCCGCCUUAACCUCCACGGUAUCCUGAACAUCGAGCAGGCCUACGUUGUUGAGGAGAAGGAGGUCGAGGAGCCCAUUCCCCAGCCCGAGACCAAGGAGGGUGAGGAGCCCAUGGAGAUUGACGAGUCCGCCCCCAAGACCCGCAUCGUCAAGAAGCUCAUCAAGACUGGUGACCUUCAGGUCGUUUCGUCUGUGCAGGCCGCCGACGAUUCUCACAUGCUCGCCUACAAGGAGCAGGAGUUGGCUAUGACUACUGAGGACAAGCUCGUUGCUGACACCGAGGACCGCAAGAACGCUCUUGAGGAGUACAUCUACGACAUCCGUGGUAAGCUCGAGGAGGAGUACGCUGCCUUCGCCUCUGACGAGGAGAAGGAGAACCUUAGGGAGUUGUUGAUGAAGACCGAGGACUGGUUGUACGAUGAGGGAUACGAGAGCACCAAGGCCAAGUACGUCGCCAAGAUGGAGGACUUGAUGAGGGUUGGUGGAUUGAUCCGUCAGAGAUAUUUGGAUGCUCAGAACGAGAAGAAGGAGAAGUUGAGAUGUAAAGAAAAGGAUUUUCGGAUUUAAGGAUACCGGGUUCGUUGUAAACGUCGUUUUGCAUGGGUUAGAGAGAUAGGCCGUGUUAUGAGCUACGCUAG